AUGUUUUCUUCAAGCAUCUUUGUCAUUGUUGCUUUUGCUGCUACGAUCACCUACCUCAAUGCAACAACGUACGUAUGUGAUAGAAACCAAGGAUGUGGCUGUUCAAAAUAUGAUACAACAACUGUGAACGCACGUAUCGUCAAUGGUGAAGCAGCAGCAGCUGGUACUUGGGGCUGGGCUGCCUCUCUAAAAUUGAAUUCAGAGAAUCCAAAUUUUUGUGGUGGCACAGUAAUUGAUGAACAACAUAUCCUAACUGCUGCACACUGUAUUGCUGACUUGGGUGAAUAUGGAUUCAGUAUUUAUGAUAUUGAAGUUCGUCUUGGUCUUAUUGAUAUCUCAGAUCCCGGUCCACAUGCAGAAAGCUAUAGUUUGGAAAGCGCCACAAUUCAUCCCAAAUACAAUACUCAUGAUGCUGCAGCAGGUUAUGAUAUAGCAGUACUAACACUAAGUCGAGCCAUUGAUUUCAAUCGAAACGCAUUCAUUUCAAAAGUAUGCCUUCCGUUUCUCAACUCUACACCACCAAGUGAUUUAGCAAAUCCAGAAUAUCCAUUGCCGAACACGAAUUUGAUUGCAAUUGGAUGGGGUGUUAAACGUGAAGGUAGUCAUAUAACAUCCGACACUCUUCAACAAGUGACACUACAGGCAAUUGAUAAAGACGAUUCGAAAUGUCGCUAUCCAGCAGAUUUUCCGAUACCAGCACAAGACAAUAAUCCACAGAUACAAAUGUGUGCUACUGCUCCGGGCAAAGAUACAUGUCAAGGUGAUAGUGGUGGACCACUGCUAAUGUUUCGCCCAGAUACAAAAGUUUGGGAAUUAGUUGGUGUCACAAGCUUUGGACAAGGAUGUGCAGAAGCAUCGUACUCUGGUGUCUACACACGAGUUGCUGCCUAUCUUGACUGGAUCAAACAGAAUGCACCGACACCUGCGCCCACUCAAGCAACUACUCCCGCAUCGACACCUGGGUCAACUCAAGCAACUACUCCCGCAUCGACACCUGUGCCAACUCAAUCAACUACUCGCGAACCGUCCACUCAAUCAACUACUCGUGCACCGUCCACCCAAUCAACUACUCGCGGACCGUCCACUCAAUCGACACCAGUGAAAUCCUCAACUACGCCUUAUUACAAUGGUGCACAACCACUGCGUGGAUUUGAUGGUCUUAUCAACUUUCGAAUUUGUUUAGUUUUACGUGCUGGUACACGUGUUGAUUUUGUCGAUUUAGCUGAAGUAGAUCCUGAACCUGUUUGUACCAUUCUAUGUGAUAUCACACUUUCUUCUUGUGUAACCCUUCACUCCUCAAAGCUAGUUGUGACAGAUCCACUGGAAACUUAG
Molecule: messenger RNA, 1332 nt
Organism: Adineta ricciae
Lineage: Eukaryota; Metazoa; Rotifera; Eurotatoria; Adinetida; Adinetidae
Source: the annotation of a GenBank genome assembly